UUGCGUCUUACGUUCGGUUGCGCUACAGCGAGAACGCCCAACGUGUCAAUCGGUUCCGAAGAUCCCCAGCAACUCGCAACUCCUCGCUUGCAGUUGAUUAGUUUGUCCAGACUAUUUAUAUCCGCCGGUGUUUAGAUUCUUGCGCCCUAAGCUAUGGAUAACAUCAAAGACGGUUGGUUCACCGAAACAUGCACGUUAUGGCCCGGCCAAGCCAUGAGUCUUCAAGUGGAUGAAGUGUUGUAUCAUAAAAAAUCCAAGUACCAGGAUGUCAUGGUGUUUAAAAGCAAAACAUAUGGAAAUGUGUUGGUUUUGGAUGGGGUCAUCCAAUGCACAGAACGAGAUGAAUUUUCUUAUCAGGAAAUGAUUGCCAAUCUGCCUCUCUACUGCCACCCUUGCCCAAAGAAGGUUCUGAUCAUCGGUGGAGGAGAUGGAGGUGUCCUGAGGGAAGUGGUCAAGCAUCCCUUGGUGGAGUCUGUUGUCCAGUGUGAAAUCGAUGAGGAUGUGAUAAACGUCUCCAAAAAAUACCUCCCUGGAAUGGCAAAAGGAUUCUUCAGCCCGAAGCUCACUCUGAAUGUAGGUGAUGGAUUUGAGUUUAUGAAACAGAAUCAGGAUGCCUUUGACGUCAUCAUCACAGACUCUUCAGAUCCUGUCGGUCCGGCUGAAAGCUUAUUCAAAGAGUCGUACUAUCAGCUCAUGAAAACAGCACUUUGUGAAGGAGGAAUUCUUUGCUGUCAAGGAGAAUGUCAGUGGCUUCAUUUGGAACUGAUCAAAGAAAUGCGGACCUUCUGCAAGACGCUCUUUCCUGUAGUGGACUACGCGUAUUGCACUAUCCCAACCUACCCAAGUGGGCAAAUCGGCUUCAUGCUUUGCAGUAAAAAUCCGAAAACAAAUUUCCGUGAACCUGUACAAGAACUAACAAGGGAUGAGAUCGAGAGCAUGAACCUGAAAUAUUACAAUCCGGAAAUCCACCGUGCUGCAUUUAUCCUCCCAGAAUUUGCCAGGAAGGUUCUUAGUGAAGCAUAAAUGGCUUCAUGGUUGCCAUUUUGUAUCCCGCUGCCUUCUGUGAAAGCAGACUCCAAACUCUCACCACAGCUGCAGUACCUCCGGAUCACUUCUCGGCUUCUGAUUGGUUAAUGGACUUGAAAUGCUCUCUGUGGGGAAAUUCUCUGGAUCUCCCAUCAGUAUUUCUGUCAAGAGAGUUGGUCUCCUUUUACAAUAGCACUAAUGCCCACAUCAAACUUUAUGAACUAUUCAAAGAGACAAUCAUGCAUUUAUUAUCAUAGGUUCCUUAGUAUUUGUCUACCUUGUUACAGAAAUAUGGAGUAAUGUUUCACCCUUGCUCUCUUGCUAAACAUUACCUACUCAAUUUAAUAAACGGAUUUUAAGAAAUAAACUGACAGACUGUAAGCCAAGUAGGUUCUUGAAUGUCUGGUCUUACCUGUGCAUGUCUGCUUUGUAAACCCUUUAAAAAAUAUAUCAGGUUACUGAUUUUUGUACAUAUUUUGAGGUGUCAUUGUGGGUCAGUUUGUCAGCAGUAAACAACUAUCAAACCAUAACGAAAAACUAAUUGUUGCGUUUAUUUAGGUCUCAGAAACGUUUCAUUUAAAACAUGAAUAGGGAUUCUUUGAUGGGGAAAGUAGUGUGUGAUUUAUGGGGUCUUGCUCAGAUGAAUAGUUCUGUAAAUAAUUACAAGAAUCAUGUAUGCCUAUUGCCUAGUGUGAUUCCUGGAAAGCAAAGAAAUGUUUGUACGCAAGAUUUCUGAGUGACAUGCUUUACCAUCUAUUGCAAGUGUAUACUUAUAGUCAAUGGAAUAUGUAUGACAGAAAGUUUUGUGUGCAUUUUUAACAUUUCAUUUCAGUAUACUGGAAUUCUUUACGAUAUUGUCUUAACAUUGUUUAUUAAAAGUGCUAUACUAUAGGACACUAUGACUAACCGUGCAUAAAUGUCGAUAUCUUUCAACGCUGGUUGCAUAAGGCACACUGUUUUGGACUUGAUCAGUUUUACUGUACGGAAGGGUUUUUAGCAAUUUACCAUUUCAUGUUAUGAUGUAUAUUUCAUUUGGCGAAGUUCAUAAACUGUUUUGAAAUAAUAAAACUUGCCUCAA
This is a messenger RNA of Triplophysa dalaica, 2104 nucleotides long. It is a transcript of the gene srm, whose product is annotated as spermidine synthase. Gene Ontology annotation, biological process: spermidine biosynthetic process. NCBI's taxonomy places the organism in Eukaryota, Metazoa, Chordata, Actinopteri, Cypriniformes, Nemacheilidae. Gene Ontology annotation, molecular function: spermidine synthase activity. Bases 154 to 1023 code for a protein of 289 amino acids. The record is from RefSeq and is a predicted model, not a curated record. The transcript has 8 exons. Gene Ontology annotation, cellular component: cytosol.